This is a messenger RNA of Trematomus bernacchii (emerald rockcod), 4086 nucleotides long. RefSeq names its product collagen alpha-6(VI) chain-like. The record is from RefSeq and is a predicted model, not a curated record. NCBI's taxonomy places the organism in Eukaryota, Metazoa, Chordata, Actinopteri, Perciformes, Nototheniidae. The transcript is spliced from 9 exons. Bases 1 to 4086 code for a protein of 1361 amino acids.
AUGUGCCUCCAGGCUGAAGGAGAACACACCUCAACAGAAUGUGCCAAAGCCAGCGUGGCGGACAUGGUCUUUCUGGUGGACGGAUCCUCCAGCAUCGGCAUCAGUAACUUCACGGAGGUGCGACAGUUUCUCCGAAGUGUCGUCACAGGACUCGACAUCGGACCCGACAAGGUUCGUAUCGGCCUGGCUCAGUACAGCGAUGAAACCUACCAGGAGUUCCUGCUGAAGGAUCACAUGGACAAGACAUCCCUGCUGGAGGCGGUGGACACAUUUCCCUACCGAACAGGAGGCACAGAAACAGGCAAGGCCAUCGACUUCCUCCGGACGCAGUAUUUCACGAAGGAAGCAGGGAGCAGAGCCGGCCAAAGAGUGCCUCAGAUCGCUGUGGUUAUCACGGAUGGAGACUCCACGGACGAUGUGAUCGCACCCGCCCAGCGCCUGAGGCAACAGGGAGUCAUCGUGUUUGGCAUCGGGGUGGGAGCAGCCAACCUGCAGGAGCUCGAGUCCAUCGCCAACCGGCCUCCAGAGCGCUUCCUGUCCUCCAUCAGUAACUACGCGGCUCUGAAGACGCUGAAAGACAGUCUGCUGAAAACUGUGUGCAUCUCAGUGGAGGAUCAGAAGCAAGCCUUGGCAGAACGUUUUGCAGACAUCUUCUUCCUGGUGGACAGUGGCGUGACUGCAGCAGAGUUUCAGCAGAUCAGGACCAUCCUUACCCGACUCGCCAAUCAGCUUAACAUCGGAGCGUCCGCCUACCGCCUGGGCUGGGCUCAGUACGGUCAAGACGUCAAGGAUGAACAUCUUCUUAAUGCCCACCAAACCAAAAUCGAGACGCUCAAUGAUGUGAAGCGUUUCCGCCAGCGUAAACUGCAACCCAACGAGCCUCGUAAUCUGGGCAAAGCUCUGAUGUACGCCAGCACCAACCUCUUCACGAGUAAUGCGGGAAGCCGUGCGGAACAAGGCUACCGACAGUUCCUGGUGGUUAUAAGUGGGAAAGACUCUGAUGAUCCCGUGUAUAGGGAGUCCCGCCUGAUCAAAUCUUCUGGAAUAACCGUGGUUGGGUUGAGCCUCGGUGCAUCAAUGCAGGAAAUGAGAAUCGUUGCCACUCCACCGUACAUAUACCAGUCCAUCACCAACAUUGUACCCAUAAUGAGGGCUGCUUUUGAAACAGAGGAAGCGGAGACUGUUCUUACUGGAGAUUGCAAAGCAGCCAAACUGGCCGACAUUGUGUUCAUCGUUGAUGAGUCUGGAAGUAUAGGACCCCUCAACUUCCAGCUCGUGCGCAGUUUCCUGCACUCGAUUGUGAACGGCCUGGAAGUCAGUCCAUCCAGAGUGCGAGUCGGCAUCGUGAUGUACAACACAACGGCCACCGCACAGGUCUACCUCAACACCUUCAACAACAAGGACGAAUUGCUGAAGUACAUCAAGAUCCUGCCCUAUCAAGGAGGCGGCACGAACACUGGAGAGGCCCUGAAGUUCGCCCUGGAGAAGGUCUUCAUCAAGCAAAAAGGAAGCAGGAAGGGUUCUGGUGUCCAGCAGGUGGCGGUGGUGAUCACAGACGGUGAAUCGCAGGACGACGUAAGCACGCCGGCGGCUGGCCUUCGUCGGGCCGGUGUCACUGUUUACGCAGUAGGAGUCAAAGAUGCCAACCAUGCCCAACUGGUGGAGAUGGCGUCUUAUCCUCCGAAAAAGCACAAGUUCAUCGUGGACAGUUUUGCCAAGCUGAAAUCUCUGGAGCAGAGCCUGCAGAAAAGUCUGUGCCAAAACAUCCUCCGGUCAGCAAUAUCUGUCAGAGGAAAUGCCAUCAAAGAAGGCUGCGUGCAAAAGGAUGAAGCAGACAUCUUCUUCCUCAUCGAUCAAUCAGGAAGCAUUUACCCCAACGACUUCAAGGACAUGAAGAAGUUCAUGAUUGAGUUUCUAAAUACCUUCCGCAUUGGGCCACAACAUGUCCGCAUAGGGGUUGUGAAAUACGCAGAUUCCCCAGAUUUAGAGUUUGAUCUGACAGCACACUCAGAUGUGAAGAGUUUGGAGAAUGCCGUAAAGGCAAUUAGACAAAUAGGAGGCGGGACAGAAACAGGAAGAGCACUGACUUCCAUGGUCCCACACUAUGAUCGAGCGCUGGUCACGCGUGGUCACGAAGUCCCAAAGUACCUGGUGGUGAUCACUGAUGGAAAGUCCGUUGAUGAGGUGAAGGUUCCUGCAGAACAGGUGAGGGUGCAGGGAGUCACUGUAUACGCCAUCGGGGUGAAAAGUGCAGAUCCAGUCGAGCUGCAAGAGAUCGCCGGCGACCCCAAGAGGACUUUCUUUGUCAAUCAUUUUGAUGCUCUGACGCCGAUCAAGGACGACAUUGUCACCGACAUCUGUUCUCCAGAGGCCUGCAGAGACAUACAGGGCGACAUCUUUUUCCUCACUGACACCUCCGAGAGCAUCGAUGAGGAAGAGUUUCAGAAAAUUAAAGACUUCAUGAAAUCUGUCAUCAGUAAGUCAACCAUCGGGGAGAACAAAGUGCACGUCGGUGUCAUGCAGUUCAGUACCAGCUACAAUCUGGAGUUUCCCCUCAACCAAUACUACAGCAAAGUUGACAUUUCGAGAGCCAUUGAUGAUAUGAAGCAGAUGAAUGAAGGUACGAGCACAGGAAAGGCGAUUAAUGAGGUUUCAAGGUAUUUCGAUGCGGCCAGAGGAGGGCAUCCUGACAUGAGGCAGAAUCUGAUACUGAUUACAAACGGCUUGGCACAAGACGAGGUCAAAGAACCUGCCUUGGCUCUGAGGAAUAAGGGAGUGGUGGUCUACACCAUCGGAGUGGUGGACGCCAACACCAACCAACUGCUGGAGAUCAGCGGCUCAGCAAAAAGGACGUACACUGAGUGGGAUUUUGAUGCUCUGAAGGACUUGGAGAACGAGUUGGCCUUGGAGCUCUGUACAAACACAGACUGUAAGAAGACAGAAAAAGCUGACAUUAUUUUCCUGGUGGACGGCUCCAAGAGCAUAACCCUAGAGAAGUUCAGAAGCAUGCAGAAGUUCAUGUCGUCCAUGGUGAACCAAACCAUCGUCGGCAAGGAUCUGACGCGCUUCGGGGUCAUCCUCUACUCCACCGCCCACAAAUCCGUGUUCACUCUGAAACAGUAUAGCUCCAAACGAGAGGUCCUCAAAGCAAUUCAAGAGCUGAAGCGCCCGUCCGGAGACACCUACACCGGCAAGGCUUUGAAGUACUCUUUACCGUUCUUCAACAAAGACAAUGGCGGCCGGGCGGACCUCAACGUGCCUCAGAUCCUCAUGGUGAUCACGGACGGGGAUGCCACAGAUCUCUACAGUCUGGUAGAGCCGUCUGUGGCUCUGCGGGAAAACAGGAUCAGCGUCUUCAGUAUCGGAGUUGAAGGAGCCAACAAGACACAGCUGGAGAUCAUGGCCGGGAACGACUCCUCCAAAGUUUUCUACGUGGAUAGCUUCAAGGCCCUGGAGAGUCUGUACAAGAACAUUUCUCAAGUCCUCUGUGACACCACCAAGCAAGUUUGUGAGAAACAGCAGGCCGACCUGGUCUUCCUGCUCGAUCAGUCCGGCAGCAUCAAACAGGAGGACUACACCAUCAUGAAGAAGUUCACCUCAGAUCUAGUGAGCAGCUUCAAAGUGAGUGAGAAUCUAGUGCGUGUCGGGCUCGCCCAGUUCAACAGCGAGUUCCAGGACGAAUUUGACCUCAACAAGUUCUACAGCCAGGAUGUCGUGAACAAGAACAUCUUGAGCAUGACGCAGAGGGGUGGAGGCACUAAUAUCGGACAGGCCCUGGACUCCAUCAGGGGUUAUUUCGAGGCGUCACGUGGCAGCCGAAGAUCUGCCGGGAUCUCCCAGAAUCUGGUGCUGAUCACAGACGGGGAAUCUGAUGACGACGUUGAGGAUGCCGCCGAUCAUCUCCGGGCUCUGUCCAUCGAGGUGUUCGCUAUCAGCAUUGGAAACGUCCACGAUCUGGAGCUCCUGCAGAUCACGGGAGCAGCAAAGAGGCUGUUCACCGUGAACAACUUCGGCAGCUUGGAUAAGAUCAAGCAAUCGGUGGUCGAGACAAUCUGCAAAUCCAAACUUUACAAAGCAGGUGAGUAG